Molecule: messenger RNA, 2773 nt
Organism: Ziziphus jujuba (common jujube)
Lineage: Eukaryota; Viridiplantae; Streptophyta; Magnoliopsida; Rosales; Rhamnaceae
Product: transmembrane 9 superfamily member 12
Exons: 2
Coding region: 420-2399 (659 amino acids)
Biological process (GO): protein localization to membrane
Cellular component (GO): membrane
Source: RefSeq, a predicted model, not a curated record
CAACGGUGUUCAUUCAUAAGAAUACCGGCACGUCUAUCUUUGGCUUCUUUGCUCGCGCUGCGUGUGCGCGUAAAAGGGAGAGAGUAGAGAGAGAAAGAAAGUAGAAGACAGGGUUUCUCCAACUUCCCAUCUCAGUUCCUCAGCAGUAGAAAAAGAGCAUAAACUUGGUGGGUUUUCUUUUGCUUCCUUCUUACGCAUAUCAAGAGGAAGUGAUCCGAUCCGAUCCAAUCUACGGAAGUUGUGGGCUGGUUGGAACUCAACUUAAAUUUCUAGUUGCAAAUAAAAUCUCAGGGUGGCUGAUGGUAGAAAAUUGUGUUCAUUGCUAUGCAGAUUUGAUUUUAAAUGCAUUUCUAAGAGUAGCUCAGAUCAACUAAGUACUUUCUCCAACACUUGGUCUGUGUUAUUUUUGGUCGAUUCCAAUGGGAUUAUCGAAUCCAAGAGCGCCCUCAAUGUUCUGGGCUUCUCUCUUUUUGGUUCUACUAGUUCAUGCCUGCAAUGGGUUUUAUCUCCCUGGAAGUUACAUGCACACUUAUUCCAAAGGGGAUAAGAUCUAUGCCAAAGUUAAUUCCUUAACUUCUAUUGAGACUGAGCUUCCUUUUAGCUAUUACAGUCUCCCUUACUGCCCACCAGAAGGGGGUAUAAAGAAAAGUGCUGAGAAUCUUGGCGAGCUUCUUAUGGGAGAUCAGAUCGACAACUCCCCAUACCGUUUCCGGAUGAAUGUCAACGAGACUGUCUAUCUUUGUACUACAAAAGCUUUGAAUGAGAAUGAGGUCAAGCUCUUGAAACAGAGAACACGGGAUCUGUAUCAAGUUAAUAUGAUUCUGGAUAAUUUGCCAGCCAUGAGGUAUGCCACGCAAAAUGGAGUUAAGAUUCAAUGGACUGGUUAUCCUGUUGGAUAUACUCCACCAGAUAGUAAUGAUGAUUACAUCAUCAACCACCUUAAGUUUACUGUCUUGAUCCAUGAGUAUGAAGGGAGUGGUGUAGAGAUAAUUGGAACUGGGGAAGAAGGUAUGGCUGUAAUUUCUGAAUCUGACAAGAAGAAAGCGUCUGGAUUUGAGAUAGUGGGAUUUGUGGUCAACCCCUGCAGCGUUAAACAUGACCCAGAAGCCAUGACAAAGCACAAAAUGUAUGAUAAUAUCUCACCUGUAAGCUGCCCUCAGGAGCUUGAAAAGUCUCAGAUAAUAAGGGAGCAUGAAAAAGUGUCCUUCACUUAUGAGGUUGAAUUUGUUAAAAGUGAUAUAAGAUGGCCAUCAAGAUGGGAUGCUUAUUUGAAGAUGGAGGGUGCCCGUGUGCAUUGGUUCUCUAUCCUAAAUUCAUUAAUGGUUAUAUUUUUCCUUGCUGGUAUUGUUUUUGUUAUAUUCCUGAGGACUGUGAGAAGGGAUUUAACUAGGUAUGAAGAAUUGGACAAAGAAGCUCAAGCUCAGAUGAAUGAGGAGCUUUCUGGGUGGAAGCUUGUUGUGGGAGAUGUGUUCAGAGAGCCAGAUCACUCAAAGCUUCUUUGUGUGAUGGUUGGAGAUGGGGUUCAGAUUACAGGAAUGGCAGUUGUUACAAUUAUUUUUGCAGCCUUUGGUUUCUUGUCUCCUGCUUCACGAGGAAUGCUACUGACUGGAAUGAUUAUUCUUUACCUUUUCCUUGGAAUUAUAGCUGGGUAUGUUGGUGUACGUCUGUGGAGAACUCUGAAAGGCACUUCAGAAGGAUGGAGGUCAGUUUCGUGGUCGGUUUCUUGCUUCUUCCCUGGAAUUGUUUUUGUUAUCCUCACAGUGCUUAACUUCAUCCUUUGGUCUAACAAUAGCACGGGUGCCCUUCCCAUUUCCUUGUAUUUUGUACUCCUUUCUCUCUGGUUCUGCAUUUCAGUCCCACUUACCCUACUUGGAGGAUUCUUAGGAACACGAGCUGAGGCAAUUCAGUAUCCUGUGAGAACCAACCAGAUUCCAAGGGAAAUCCCUGCACGCAAAUAUCCAUCAUGGCUACUUGUUCUUGGUGCGGGGACCCUUCCAUUUGGAACCCUAUUCAUUGAACUGUUCUUCAUCCUUUCGAGCAUCUGGCUUGGGAGGUUCUAUUAUGUCUUUGGUUUCCUGCUGAUAGUUCUGCUUUUGCUGGUCAUCGUUUGUGCUGAAGUUUCAGUGGUUCUAACCUACAUGCAUCUCUGUGUUGAAGAUUGGAGGUGGUGGUGGAAGGCAUUCUUUGCUUCGGGUUCAGUUGCCCUUUAUGUGUUCCUGUACUCCAUCAAUUACUUGGUAUUUGAUCUGCAGAGUUUGAGUGGGCCUGUCUCAGCUAUACUUUAUCUUGGUUAUUCGCUUAUUAUGGCAGUUGCUAUCAUGUUGUCAACUGGCACCAUUGGGUUCCUUAUGUCUUUCUACUUUGUUCACUAUUUAUUCUCAUCCGUAAAGAUCGAUUAGAAUGAUAUCAUUGGUAUUCUUCAUCAACCGCCUGGAGAAGAAUCUCUACCUAGGAAGAAGUUUUUAUUGCUUAAAUCAUAUUAGCAUUUUACGUAGUUAAAUUUGAAAGAUGAUUGUAUCCUGGCAUAUUAGGAAGGCUGUUGGAUGAUCUGCGGCACAAACCCCUUCCCCUUCACUCCUCACUCCGCAAUAUUUUAUUUUUAUCCACUUUUUCACGUUUAGUUAGUGUUGAGCUCCUCUUGGAUGACGUGUUUCAUUUCAGUCAAAUUAUUCUAGAAAGGUUGUAAUUUGUUUGAACAUUCUAUCCUUGUAUUUUUGUUUUUUGUCAUAACUCAAAAAGAAAGGCCAAAUAGUCAAUUUCUUUGUUUAUCCAA